Messenger RNA from Pollicipes pollicipes, 2312 nucleotides. RefSeq names its product serine/threonine-protein phosphatase PP1-beta catalytic subunit. Lineage: Eukaryota; Metazoa; Arthropoda; Thecostraca; Pollicipedomorpha; Pollicipedidae. Gene Ontology annotation, cellular component: cytoplasm; nucleus. The transcript has 7 exons. The record is from RefSeq and is a predicted model, not a curated record. Gene Ontology annotation, molecular function: protein serine/threonine phosphatase activity. The coding region runs from base 32 to 1009 and encodes 325 amino acids.
GAUUGCGGCGGUGGUUGAGUCACAAGCAAAUAUGGCUGACGGUGAACUAAACGUUGAUAAUCUUAUAUCUCGGCUUUUGGAAGUGCGAGGAUGUCGACCUGGGAAGUCUGUGCAGAUGUCGGAGAUGGAGGUGCGCAGCCUCUGCCUCAAGUCCAGAGAGAUCUUCCUGCAGCAGCCCAUUCUGCUGGAGCUGGAGGCGCCGCUCAAAAUCUGCGGUGACAUCCACGGCCAGUACACGGACCUGCUGCGGCUGUUCGAGUACGGCGGCUUCCCACCCGAGGCCAACUACCUGUUCCUCGGCGACUACGUGGACCGGGGCAAGCAGUCGCUCGAGACCAUCUGCCUGCUGCUCGCCUACAAGAUCAAGUACCCGGAGAACUUUUUCCUGCUGCGCGGCAACCACGAGUGCGCCAGCAUCAACCGCAUCUACGGCUUCUACGACGAAUGCAAGCGGCGUUUCAACAUUAAGCUAUGGAAGACGUUCACCGACUGUUUUAAUUGUCUGCCGAUCGCGGCCAUCAUUGACGAGAAGAUCUUCUGCUGUCACGGCGGCCUGUCGCCCGACCUACACAACAUGGAGCAGAUCCGGCGCAUCAUGCGGCCCACCGAUGUGCCCGACACAGGUCUGCUGUGUGACCUGCUCUGGUCGGACCCGGAUAAGGACGUACAAGGCUGGGGCGAGAACGACCGGGGCGUGUCCUUCACGUUCGGCGCCGACGUCGUCUCAAAGUUCCUGAACCGACACGACCUGGACCUGAUAUGCCGCGCCCACCAGGUGGUGGAGGACGGCUACGAGUUCUUCGCGAAGCGGCAGCUGGUGACGCUGUUCUCGGCGCCCAACUACUGCGGCGAGUUCGACAACGCCGGCGGCAUGAUGUCUGUGGACGAGACGCUCAUGUGCUCCUUCCAGAUCCUGAAGCCGUCGGAGAAGAAGCCCAAGUAUCAGUACACGGGCAUGGGCAAUAGUCGGCCCGUCACGCCACCCAAGAACCCCACCAAACGCAAGUAGGCGGCGACCAGGCAGCUCGCGACAGGCCGCGGUUCCGGCGGCCGCCGCCAGGGGCACGGCACCCUGCACCAGCGCCGGCGCCGCUGUCGAUUCCCAGGCCUCAGGACACGCGCGCGCGCGUGACCGCGCCACGCCGCACCGGCCCAGAUUCCCCGUAUUAGGUAGAGGCUGUUAAAUUAAAUGGCGCGCGCGUGCGAGCGGCCAGGCCGCAGCGAUCAAGUACAGCGCGUGGCGCCGGCGGGGCCGGCUGCGAGUGCGCCCGAGCGCCGUGUGCCGGGUGGAGCGCGGUCGGCUGAGUGGGGCUGGCGGCACGCGGGCCGCCGCCGGCCGCUGGGAUCAGACUGAGGCGGCUGAGCGGCGCGGCGACGGGCCUGCCGCGCGCUGCCGCAGCCUGCGAGCCGGGCUGGCCGAUGUGGGACGUGUGAUUCGGUGAUUGGUCGGCGGACGUACAGCCCGCCGGCGUGGCGUCGGCGAUCGGCGAGUGGUUUGACUGCUUAACUGUAACACCGAAAUCGAUGACGGGCGCGCCGUGGUCGCGUGACUGUAGCCGAGUGAGAGACGUUGCCGGUGACUGCGUGCGCUCCACGGCCGGGCCGUGACCCCGAGGUCGGGUGCGUCUGCCGUCCGUGUCCGGCUCGGUCGGCGCCGCGGCAUCUGUCGGUCCGGGGGCGGCGGGCCAGGUGGCGCCGCUCUCGGGCCGCGUCGGCGCGCCACCCGCGUCUGCUGGGCGGACGGCGAGCGCGCCGGGCUCGGGGCGGGCCUGGCCGCUGGCAGAGAUGUCGGGCGAGUGAACGGGGUGUGACGUCCGGGCCCGCGUGAGGAGUCCGUCUGGUCCGCGGCGUGCGCACCGUGUCCAGUGUGUGCCACCGGCCCGGGACGCAGUGUAUGUCCCCUGUCCUCGGCGCACGUGCAGCCCUGUUUUAAUCUGGUCUCGGAGGGUCACGUGUCAUCGGUUUGCCGCCAUAGGACGCGCGCUGUGUGCUCUGUUUCGUGCUCCGUGUUCUUGUCUUCGUCCCUCUCCACCGAUCUCUCCCUCGCGUGUCCGUCUGUCUAUCCGGGCUUCGGCUGGGCUCGGGGGUCGGCCGGCGCCCCCGCAGAGCACGUGUCCGGCCCGCGAGCUCGAGACGUGCUGACGGCUCCACACAGUGUCCUGAGCGCUGUCUCAUGUCCCGGCCGACAGCUCGCCCCUGUCCCGUGGCGUGCGUCUGAUUGUGUUCUGCGCCAGGCGCCGCACGGCCGUCGCCGCCUGAUGCGUCACGGCGCCGCGGUGUAAUCAGAGGACGAAUAUAUAAUUUGAGAGGAA